AUGGCAGAUAAAAAACUAGAUCCAAUCUUUCAAUUAUAUGAUCCAAUUCGUUAUUCAUUUAACAAGAAAAAGGAGGAUUAUAUAAUCAUCUCGCCAACCGUUGGUUCCAAAUCUCAAUUGAAUGAUGGGGACUACGAUUCCAUUUCGGGGUGGAUUCCUGAUGUCGGUGACGGAGAAGUUUUAAAAGAACCGGUCAGAACUGUUGCAAAUGAGGCUGAUGAAGCUAGAAUGAGAAUUAUUGCUCGAAACACGCUGGAAAGAGUUGCACGAGCUCGAAAUACUGGCUUUGAAAAUCGGGUUCUUCAAUACAACAAUGUUAUUGAGAAUAAUAGGUGGGGUAAUUACGUAAAUUGGAAGUUAUAUCCCCUCUUUGGUCUGUUGGAACAUAGAAAGGUUUCUAUAGGAUUACCAUAUAAAAUUCAUCUACAAAGAGAAAUCAAUAAUGAUAAGAUAUUCUUUGGUGAAAAUGGGUCCGAUGCCAAAUUAGAAAUUACGAAUCUCCAAUUAUACAUACCGAUGAUUACUCCUUCUAUAGAAAUAGAAACUAGAUUAUUUAACAUGAUGACAAAGGAUAUUGAAAUAGCUUUUCUUCGCCGUAACACGAUAGGCAGCAUGACUUUAACCGGGGAGUCCACUACAUGGCCAAUUACUAACACCACUAAACCAGCAAGAUACUUAAUGGUUGGUUUUAAGAAUUUACCAGACUCUCAGACAAAUAACAACAAUAUCUUUAGAGUAGCAAUGAACCAAACUCAAGAUCCUAUAAUCCGCAAAGUUCAAGUAAGAUUGAACAAUGAGAAUUAUCCUAAUCAACCUUUAACAAUUAAUCCAUCCACAAAAGAUUAUAAUGAACUGUAUAGAAACUAUAAAAAUAUGUGUGAAUUAUUUGGAAAUCCACCUCAGUUUGAUUAUGUAGAUUUUGCAAUCAAUCACCUAAUCUUUUGUUUUGAUCUAUCAGCUCAUCAAGAAGAUCUUUUUAAAACAGGAGUUAAUAUAAAUAUACAUAUCGAAAAAACACAAGGAGAUACGGAUGAUUCGUAUAGAAUAAAUAAUUAUAAAAAAUACCCCUUAAAAAUGAAGCCGGAAACAUUAGUAAAACGAAUAAUAGAAGCUAUCGAAGCGGAAUCACCUACUACAAUAACUUACAAUGGUAAAAAGGUCAAAAUAUCUAAAAAGCUGAUCGAUAAGUAUAAGCAUUGUAAAAUUAGAGAUGAUAUAGACUUGGAAAGAAUUGACAAGAAUGUAAAGGAAGGCGGAUUUCUACCCUUCCUACCUUUGAUAUUUGCUGGCCUGGCUGCAGCUGGUGCAACUGCUGGUGGAGCUGCUGGUAUAGCAUCAGCAGUCAACGCAAAGAAAGCAUCUGAGGCUGAAAAAAGUGAAAAACGUAGACAUAAUAUGGAAAUGGAAAAGAUAGCUGCGGGUUCAGGAGUAUCGGAUAUAUUAGGAACAGUUAAAGAAUUUGGAAAUAGAUUUAGCGAAGAAACCAAGAAAACUGUUAAACAGGGACUGAGCAAUCUAAUAGACAAAAUUGACACAGGAGAAAUGAAAGUCAAACACAAAGGUAAUGCCAUUGUUUUUAAGAACAUACAUUCUGGAGAAGGAAUCUUUCUUUCAAAGUAUAAAGGAGACGGUGUAAUUUUUGGUGUAGAUAGAUAG
This is a messenger RNA of Lottia gigantea (owl limpet), 1656 nucleotides long. RefSeq lists its product as hypothetical. Bases 1 to 1656 code for a protein of 551 amino acids. Lineage: Eukaryota; Metazoa; Mollusca; Gastropoda; Lottiidae. The transcript has 3 exons. The record is from RefSeq and is a predicted model, not a curated record.